UGAGAGCGCGUGGUUUGAGUCGGAGCUCUUUCAAAUUUAUUCUUAAUACAUCGUUUAUUCUUGUUAUAUCUUAAGACUUGUGUUUUAAAUUGUUAUCCUCUGAGGGUAAAACAUAUCCUUAAAUAUAUCCCAUACCAAAAUCGUAUUUAAACGCACAGAUAAUUUAUUUUUAUCGGAUCACUCGCUAUUAGCCUCAGGCUGUUAGCAUUCCCAGCCUGCCUGCUUACUGCUUAACACACUGUUCUCAUUAUUAAAUCACUGAUGGCUAAUGUUUCAGAUGUGUCUGUACCUCUGUGUGCAGAUGAGGAAACGAUCGCACUUCAGUCGGAACUGGAGGCUGUGGAGAAGCAGAUCCAGGAUCUACUAGAGAAGCAGUCACGGCUGCGAGAACGAAAAACGGCGCUGGAAACAUCCAGAGCCGACGCUCGCAAAUCCGCGAGCCCAGGCUUCGAGAACACGGUCAGCCCAAAUGAACUUCACUCCUGCACCGGCACACCCACGGCGAAAGGCGCGAGCCAGGACUGGAGCGAUGACCCAACCGCCGCCACCGGUCUUCGAGAUCCCGACCAGGAACCGCUUUGCCGCCCUCUGCGAGACGGAAUGCAACGCUGUGGUCAUCGGAGACUCAAUCGUCCGGAACGUACGCGCUUCCUCCACUAAAGGUAAGGUGCGCACUCAUUGUUUUCCUGGCGCCCGUGUUCUUGAUGUCUCUGCGCAGGUACCUGCGAUCCUGAAGGACGAUGCUAACGUCGGAGCUGUCGUGCUGCACGCGGGGGUGAAUGACGUCAGGAUGAGGCAGUCGGAGAUCCUGAAGAGGGACUUCAGGAGUCUGAUCGAGACGGUACGCAACGCAUCGCCCACGGCGAGGAUCAUCGUAUCAGGGCCGCUUCCUACCUACCGACGAGGGAAUGAAAAGUUCAGUAGACUAUUUGCUCUAAAUAAAUGGUUGAUGUCAUGGUGUAUUGAACAGAAGCUGCUCUUUGUUGAUAAUUUUGAUCUGUUCUGGGAGCGACCUAGGCUCUUCCGCCCUGACGGCCUGCACCCCAGCAGCAUCGGAGCGGUUCUUCUGUCUGACAACAUCUCAAAGACGCUACGCACCGCUUGACUACGUCUCCCAGCGGUAAGUCAAAACUUCAACCAUAGUCUGUGUUCCUCCCACUCAUCUGUUAGAAAUGUUACUGCUUCCAAAUGCAUAGAGACUGUGUCUGUCCCCCGAAUAAUACUACAAAAUAACAAAAUAGCCAAAUCUCAGAGAAAAAAUCUAAUCGUGAUUAAACCUGAGGACAAUGUAAUAAACGACCAAAACAAACUCAUAAAGUUCGGCCUACUAAAUAUUAGAUCACUAAAUUCAAAAGCAGUUAUUGUAAAUGAAAUGAUCACAGACAACAGUUUUGAUAUACUUUGCCUUACCGAAACCUGGCUUAAACCAAAUGAUUAUUACGGUCUAAAUGAGUGUACACCACCAAGCUACUGUUAUAUGCAUGAGCCACGUCCGGUUGGUCGAGGUGGCGGUGUCGCAACAAUCUUUAGAGACUUUCUUACUGUAACUCAGAGAACGGAGCAUAAAUUUAAAUCAUUUGAAGUGCUUGCGUUGAACAUAAUUGUUCCAAUUGACAGUAAAAAACCAUUGCUUUCUUGUACGUUGGCUACAGUGUAUAGACCCCCUGGUCCCUACACUGAUUUUCUGAAAGAGUUUGCGGACUUCCUAUCGGACCUAUUGGUUAACGUUGAUAAAGUACUAAUUGUCGGAGACUUUAAUAUCCACGUAGAUAGUGCUAACGAUGCAUUAGCAGUGGCGUUUACAGAGCUAUUACACUCUUUUGGAGUAACACAACACAUCAAUGGACCCACUCAUCGAUUUAAUCAUACACUAGACUUGAUUAUAUCUCACGGAGCCGAUCUAACCAAUAUAGAUAUUAUACCUCAAAGCGACGAUGUCACUGAUCACUAUCUUAUAACAUGUACACUGCGCACUGCAGAAAUCAGCCGUUUAACUCGUUAUCGACAGGGUAGAACAAUUACCUCGACUACUAAAGAUAGUUUCGCAAAGAGCUUGCCAGAUCUGACUCCUUUAAUAACCAUACCAAUAAAUAUAGAAUCGCUCGAUGACAUGACCAGCAAAUUGGGCACUAUUUUCUCUAAUACAUUAGAAGCUGUCGCACCUAUGAAGUCAAAAAAGAUUAAUGAGAAAAACGCAGCACCAUGGUACAAUAGCACCACUCGCGCCCUUAAAAGAGAAACACGUAAACUGGAGCGCAAAUGGAAACAAACCCAAUUAGAGGUCUUUAAAAUUGCGUGGAAAGAGAGUGCAAACUGUUAUAAAAAGGCACUAAAAGCAGCAAAGGCUGAGCACCUCCGUAACCUCAUAGAAACUAACAAAAACAAUCCAAGGUUUUUAUUUAGUACAGUUGCUAAACUAACAAAUAAACAGACUUCACCUGACCUGGGUAUUCCGCCGCACCUUGGUAGCAAUGAUUUCAUGAAUUUUUUACAGAGAAAAUCGAAAACAUACGAGACAAAAUAGUAAAAACUCAACCUCCAAGUCUGUCCUAUAAAUUAGUACCAACCAUCGCCCCAAAAGAAAGGCUACAGUGUUUUUCACCUAUAAAACAGGAAGAUUUAAUUAAACUUAUUGCAACAUCUAAACCUACAACUUGCUUAUUAGACCCCAUACCAACUAAAUUAUUAAAAGAGUUAUUACCCGUUGCAAUUGAGCCCAUUUAUAACAUUAUCAACUCGUCAAUUAAUCUAGGCCAUGUCCCAGGAGCCUUUAAACUGGCCGUCAUUAAGCCUCUUAUCAAGAAACCAAACUUAGACCCCAAUGAACUAGGAAACUAUAGACCGAUUUCAAAUCUCCCUUACCUGUCUAAAAUACUAGAAAAAGUAGUGUCCACUCAGUUGUGCUCUUUCUUACAAAAUAAUGACAUACACGAAAAAUUCCAGUCAGGCUUUAGACCGCAUCAUAGUACUGAAACUGCGCUCGUUAAAAUUACAAACGACCUGCUUAUAGCAUCAGAUAAAGGUAACAUCUCACUCCUAGUCCUGCUUGACCUUAGUGCUGCGUUCGAUACUGUAGACCAUAAAAUACUUCUAGAUCGCUUACACAAUUAUACCGGUAUUCAGGGACAGGCACUACAAUGGUUCAGAUCUUACUUAUCAGACAGACAUCAAUUUGUCCAUUUAAAUGGGGAAUCAUCAAAUCUAACGCAAGUAAAUUAUGGAUUACCUCAGGGAUCGGUUUUAGGACCCUUGCUAUUCUCCAUAUACAUGCUGCCCCUUGGAAACAUUAUUAGAAAACAUGGAAUUAGCUUCCACUGUUAUGCAGAUGAUACUCAGCUAUAUAUCUCAUCAAGACCAGAUGAUUCCUUCCAACUAUCCAAAUUGGCAGAGUGCAUCGACGAUAUAAAGCAUUGGAUGACUUGUAAUUUCCUUCUUUUAAAUUCUAAUAAAACAGAAAUAUUACUUAUCGGACCAAAGACACGUGAGCAGAAUAUUUCGGAUUAUGACCUGCAAAUUGAAGGCUGCACUGUUACUCCAACAAAUACAGUUAAAGACCUUGGCGUUAUAUUAGACAGCAACCUGUCAUUUAAAAAUCACAUCUCAAAUGUCACAAAAACAGCCUUCUUCCACCUUAGAAAUGUUGCCAAAUUGCGAAAUAUUUUAUGUGUGGCUGAUGCAGAG
Messenger RNA from Triplophysa rosa, 3681 nucleotides. RefSeq lists its product as uncharacterized. The record is from RefSeq and is a predicted model, not a curated record. Gene Ontology annotation, molecular function: catalytic activity. Lineage: Eukaryota; Metazoa; Chordata; Actinopteri; Cypriniformes; Nemacheilidae. The coding region runs from base 1373 to 2524 and encodes 383 amino acids. The transcript is spliced from 2 exons.